AUGAGUGAACAACAACAAGAAACUACCACCAUUCCUACAACCACUAGUACAACUGAUGGUACUACUGUAGGAUCUACAACAACUACCAUUUCAUCAUCGGAGUUGGUAAAUGAACAAAAUGACAAGAAGAGAAAGAAUAAAUUUAAUAAUAAUAAUAAUAACAAUAAGAAAAAUAAGAAGCAAAAUAACAAACAACAAAAUAGUAACAAGGAAAGAGAUGAUGAAGAUGCAGAUUUUGAUGUGAGUGGAGAAGAUUUAAUGAUUGAAGAUGAAUCUACAUUGGUUCAUUCAUCAUUUCCAUUUGUUAUUUCCUUCUCUUAUAAUGGAAUUCCUUUCAAUGGAUUACAAAUUCAAAAUGGAGAAAAUUUAGUUAAACAUCCACAUUUAUUAACUAUUGAAGCAGUUUUAUUGGAUAUUCUUUAUGGUUCUAAUGGUGAAUCAGAUUUUGAACAAGAUGAAACAAUUAUUAGAUAUACUAAAUCUAAAAAUUGUAAAGAUAUUAGAUUACAAAGAGCUUGUAGAACUGAUAGAGGAGUUUCUGCUGUUAGAAAUGCAUUUGCAUGUGUAAUGACAUUACCAAAUACUCAAAAUCAUAAGGAUACAUUUAAAUUUAAUAACGAAGAACUUUGUAAAACAUUGAAUGAUAGAAUUAAUAAUCAUGUUAGAAUUAAGAAUCUCAAUUUGAUGGAUCAAAUCAAAAUUUUCAAUAUUCAAAGAGUUCCAUCAAGAUUUGUAUUACACCAUUGGUGUCAAUUUAGAAGAUAUCUCUAUGUUUUACCAUUAUCUGCUUUGGAUUUAUCAUCAAGAAAUAUUAUUACAAAAUGUAACAAUAUUUUCAAUUUAGAAACAAAUGAACAAAAAUGUCAAAAAUUGAAUGAACUACUUGGACAUUUUGAAGGAAUUCACUUAUUCCACAAUUUUACAGUAGAUGCUAAACCAGGUUCAGACAGUUCUAGAAGACAUGUUAAAACUUUGAAAAUUAUUGAACAAAACUUAGAAGGAGACUUGCCUCAUGUUGUUAUUGAAAUUAGUGGAAGAAGUUUCAUGUUACAUCAAAUUAGAAUGAUGAUUGGUACUGUUAUUGCUCUCAUGCGUGGUAUGGCACCAAAUAUGAAUACUACAGUACAAGAUAAUACUAUUGUCAAUGAUUUUUUCGAAAAUUUAUUCAAAGCACAAACAGAAGUGUUAUUACCAAUGGCUCCAAGUGAAGGAUUAUUCUUGGACAAUUUGGAUUUCCCAAAUUUCAAUGCCAAUAUUGUUAAACCACCUUUUGAACCAAUUAAAUGGACUGGAACAGCAGAUGAACAUGCAGAAAUCUUUAAAAAGGAUGUAAUUUUACCAAACAUUCUCAAAGUUUUGAAAGAAAAGAAUGUUGUCAGUAAUUGGCUCAUUGAUAUUCAUUGUAAUAAGGCAAAAUACUUUGCCAAGCUCGCUAAUAAAAAGAAAAGGUAA
This is a messenger RNA of Naegleria gruberi, 1452 nucleotides long. RefSeq lists its product as uncharacterized. Gene Ontology annotation, biological process: mRNA pseudouridine synthesis; tRNA pseudouridine synthesis. The coding region runs from base 1 to 1452 and encodes 483 amino acids. The record is from RefSeq and is a predicted model, not a curated record. Gene Ontology annotation, cellular component: nucleus. Gene Ontology annotation, molecular function: RNA binding; pseudouridine synthase activity. The transcript has a single exon. NCBI's taxonomy places the organism in Eukaryota, Heterolobosea, Eutetramitea, Acrasida, Naegleriidae.